This is a messenger RNA of Paramormyrops kingsleyae, 2926 nucleotides long. RefSeq names its product ABR activator of RhoGEF and GTPase (gene abr). The record is from RefSeq and is a predicted model, not a curated record. NCBI's taxonomy places the organism in Eukaryota, Metazoa, Chordata, Actinopteri, Osteoglossiformes, Mormyridae. Gene Ontology annotation, cellular component: membrane. Gene Ontology annotation, molecular function: protein serine/threonine kinase activity; guanyl-nucleotide exchange factor activity; GTPase activator activity. Gene Ontology annotation, biological process: protein phosphorylation; positive regulation of GTPase activity; intracellular signal transduction.
UCUCUCUCAUCUGUCUCUCUCACUUCCACACACCUCCCUCCCUCUCUCCUCCCUCCCUCCCUCGCUCUGUGCCGCUCAUGUUCCUGGCAUUCGGCUGAGGAGUCUGCAGAGGCUGGCAGUUCACUGUGGAAUGAGUCGGAGACGCUGAGGGAUCCAGCCUUGGGUUUCUGCUCUCAGCCAGUGGAGCCUCCACACACUUCGGUGCUCCUUCUACGCUGCCGGUGUCUCUCCUGGAGCCUCCCUGCCCUCCCUGCUGUGACUCGGUGGAUGUAGGGGCCACACAGGGGUGCCUCUGCCAUCCUCUCCUCCUUCACUUCUCCUUUUUUUGGAAUUCAACUGAACGACAAACGCUGGAUCUUUGAGCUCCGGGAACAGAUUUAGGGGAGUUUUGGUCGACCCCACCACUUCUAUCCUAUUUGCCCCCCCCAUCCCGGGGGUGUGGGUCUUUAACCUCCCCGCCCCCAGUCGGCCCUCUGGACCCCUCGGAAGGAUGACGGAGGUGCUGGUGUCUGACCGCAGCCUGAGCUCGGUGUGUGAGUGCCUGGAUCGCUGCUGCGUGGAGACUGGCCUGGCUGACCCCCCCAGCAAGCGCCCCCUCAACACCGGGGCCAAGCUGUGGGGCCGCGUGCGCAGCAAGCUCCUCCGGCAGAAGCUGGACCCACAGACUGUACAGUCCAAGAACUGGCACAUGGACGUCAUAGAGAUGAAUGGGAUCAAAGUGGAGUUCUCCAUGAAGUUUACAAGUCGUGACUUGAGUUUGAAACGGACGCCGUCCAAAAAGCAGAGUGGAGUGUUCGGUGUCAAAAUUAGCGUGGUGACCAAACGCGAGCGCUCCAAGGUGCCUUACAUCGUACGCCAGUGCAUCGAGGAGGUGGAGAAGCGGGGCAUCGACGAGGUUGGCAUCUAUAGGAUCUCCGGGGUGGCCACCGAUAUCCAGGCCCUAAAGGCAGCCUUCGAUACAAAUACCAAAGACAUCUUAGUGAUGCUCAGUGACAUGGACAUCAACGCCAUCGCGGGGACACUGAAGCUGUACUUCCGGGAGCUUCCGGAGCCACUGCUCACAGACCGCCUGUACCCAGCCUUCAUGGAGGGCAUUGUGCUGUCGGACCCUGCUGCCAAGGAGAACUGCAUGAUGCACCUGCUGCGAUCAUUGCCUGACCCCAACCUUAUAACCUUCCUCACCCUCCUGGAACACCUCAAGAGGGUUGCCGAGAAGGAGCCCGUCAACAAGAUGUCCCUCCACAACCUGGCCACUGUCUUUGGCCCCACUCUGCUGAGACCCUCCGAGGAGAGCAGCAAGGGCCAUGUCACGCUGGCCUCUGACAUCUGGUCACAGGACGUCAUGGCACAGGUCCAGGUUCUCCUGUACUACCUGCAGCACCCGCCCAUCUCCUUCGCUGAGCUCAAGCGUAACACUCUCUACUUCUCCACGGAUGUGUAGCCUGGAUCUGGGAGCAGGCAUCACUGCAGGACAGAGGCCAGCACCAUCCCCACCUUUUUACUGUACAGUGCCAGCAAGAGCUGGUGGGGGGCAAAAAAAAAUACACUGUGCUCCCUUUGCAUUUCUUAGUCAUGUUUUUGUGUAAUUUUUGUGUUAAGCGUCAACCCAAUCCAUGGCUGGUGAAAGGCAAAGAGCGGCAAUCUCACCCCAUGGCCAGGCAGCGCCCCCCACCCCUGCCCUUGGGUCCAUUCUUUGCCCCGGUGCAGGGCUCUGGGCAUCAGAGCGAGACCUAGACUCUUCCCCUCGUCCACCUCUCUACCUGAGAUCCCAUUUCUCCCUCCCAUUCCAUCCAUCCUCCCCAGCCAGUGCAGUGCCACGCCACCGUACAUACUGGUGAUACGUGGGCAGAACCACGGGGAACCCCUGCUGUGGUGGCGGCGCGGUGACGAGGCCGUGGGAACAAGUGCAACGCGGCGUGAACUCUGUGCGUGGUGCUUGUCUGUCCAUUUAGUAAUUCCAGAACGUUCUGUUACUUGUUCCCUCCCCAGAGACAUUCCAGAAGUGGCAUCUAUAUGUUUUAUAAAUAUUUGUUCAGUGGUUUCCUUUCAUCUCUUUUGAUUUGUGCAAGUGAAGAGGGUACGUGUGCGUCUCCCAGGAGCGAGGAGGGGUGUGGCCUGAAACACGAAACUGCCCACUCUGCACCCAAAAGUGUGUGCAACCCCAGGAGUGCAGAGGGGUGCGGCCCCGCCCUGUUUGCACCCGAAAGCGUAUGCGUGUCCGUUUGAGGAAGGCAGCCCUCUCCUGUGAGCUUAGGCCAAAUCUGCCAUAUUUAUUAUAAAUAUAUAUAUAUAUAAAUAUAUUAAGUGUGCCUGUACAGUUCAGUACAUUAAUAGAAUUACUCUGCGGAGUUCAUUGUGACCCUGUAGUGAUGUUUUAGUUGAGCGCUCAUGGAAAGCCACCGUUGACUGACCUGUACCGUAAUGAUACCAUGAACAAAAUUCUGAUGGGUGAUUCGUUUAAAAAAAAAAAAAAGAAAAAAAAAAAGUCAUGUAUGAGGGGUAAACUGAAUAGAAAUGAGGGAAUGUGGCAAGUUUCAUUUUAAGACACUCCAUUGCAAGCCAAUUCUGCGUAUGACAGCUUUCUAGGUCACCUUGCGGACCAUUUAUAUACCUACCCUCACUGCAUGUCAAGCUUGUCAGUGGUUGGCUGUAUGACAGAGACAGAGGUCAGACAUCGGUUUUCCUGCUCUGGCCACAGGGAUUUCUGUAGAGAUAUACAGACUCAGCCCCCCUGCUGUCAAGCCUACAACAUAUCUUAAAAUACGCACUGUUAGAGGAGUACUAUUUGAUAUUUUUAAUAUGAUUAAAGAAAAUCGAAACCAUGUAUUUUACUUCCAUUCGGGAGAUACUGAGUAUACUGUAUCAACGAUAAGGUAAAUGUCAGUGUGAAAUGUUUUUUAGGAAAAUAAAAGUGUACUGAAGAGCC